AUGGGUGACCGAUAUCGUUAUCCUGCGGCUGGCCGGCCUGCCACAUUCAACAACCCGGCGCGGAUCUCUCUUCCCUCUGGCGUGGGUGGAUAUGGAGCCUUAUAUGCCAACGAUGCAGAUUACGUCGCUUCGCCUACGAGAUACGCUUCUGCCGCCACCCCCAGAGGCUACACAACAGCUGCAGCUCCCGCAGGCGCUGUCGUGCCGCCUCCACGAUCAUAUUCCACGGUCAACCCAGAGCCGCGCGCACCCAGGCCGGCCCCUCGAGAACCAAGCCGCACCCGGCGCUCGAAUACUGUCGAUGCGUCUGCCAGACCACCCAUCAUCGUCACGACUAUGCAAGAUCACCGCCCGCACACUUCUUCUGCGCUCACUACCGACGCUCUCGCUCACACAGGAAGCCCCGUCCGAGAUGCCUACCGAGCAAGCGAAGGGAGACUCUACUCCCAGCCAGCGUCGUCCAUAAGAUCCAGGAGCACCGCCCGUCCAUACCAUACCUCCACAAAUAGCGACGACUUUGGUCGUUCUCGAGAGCAAGGCGAAAUUGUGUUGGCCAGCCGGGACGCUGAUGCCUACCGCAGCUCCCGACCUCAUGUUGUGUAUCCAAGCAACUCUCGGCACAGCAAUGCCGCUAUAGACUACGGGGACGAGGGAUAUCAGUACACAAACGCCGGCGAGCUGGUUCGAUAUGAUUUGGACCAUGGCGUUGCCCCCGCUCCCAGCCGUUCACGCAGGCACGAAAGCUUUGAUAGAGGGUAUUCUCGGCCCAACAUCAACUAUAACGCGGAUCAGCGAAGCUUCAACGUCAACACGACAAUGGAUCCAAGUCGCACAAGCCGGCCGUAUGACAGCCGAGGCGGGCCUCCACCUUCAGUUCGUGGAUUUGACAAGAUCAACCGAGCAUAUGACAUUCCACCGCUUGCCCCAGCUCCUCCCAACUCCAGCUCGUCUGGGCAGCUGGAUAUGGCUGGGGGAUCCUCUGAUCGACGUACUGUCGGACGCCCGCGGCCUGUUUCACUCGUUCAAGAACCAGGAUCACGUGCUUCCCAUCCCGAAGACUAUUAUAGAGGUUAUGAGGAUGACGACUAUGACCCCCGGCGUUUCUACGAUGACAGUGUCACUGCUCGAGGCUUUGGUCUCCGGACAGCCCAGACAGACGACCUUAAAGACCACCACGGCCGCUACUGGGAUCCAAGAGACGAUCAAGGAAGGGAUGACUCGGCCAGAAGAGAUCAUUCUAGGAAGAGGAUAGAAGCUCCCAAGGAAGGACAGAGGUCUCACUCCGAUGAAGAGCGAGUAUCCGACCGGGAAAGGGAAGACUAUUACCGAAGCUACAAAGACAACCUCCGUGAGAGACUAGAUGGACGAAGGGAUAGUGAUCAAGAAGACAAUGACCGAUCUCGAGUCCGAGACAAGGUUGCCUCUGGCCUUGGAGCGGGAGCUGCCGCUACUGCUGCCGUAGCUGGCGGCAUCUCGUCGAGUAGCAAGAAGGACGAGAAGCCCGAGCCAAGUGAGUCGCGGAGACGCCGAGGCUCUGAUGAGGCUGAGGAGCGCGACCGUGAGCGCGAUCGUGAGCGGGAGAGGGAGAGAGAAAGAGAAAGAGACCGAGAGAGGGAGAGGGAGAGGGAGAGGGAGAGGGACCGGGACCGAGAGCGGGACCGAGAGCGAGAGCAAAAGCGCAAUGAAGACAAAGACCGUCCAGUCGCAAAGGCUGAUGCAAAGGCCGAUGCAGAGACUAAAGAUCGGAGCAGGCGAGACGCUGAAGCCAAGCUUAAUGGCGAAUCGGCAGCGAUUGUGUCUUCGGAUUCUGAUGAAGGAAAGAAGAAGUCGGCUCGCAAGCAUCGUCCCUCUCACAGCUUUAAUCCCAAUGACACUGGAGAUUUGCGCCAAAUCCGCGAGCAGCUUGCUGCUGUGAAGGUAUCUGAUAGUGAGAAGGAGAAGGCUGAAACCAAUGGUAAAGGCCGGUCAUCUCCUCCUGCGAAGGAUGAUCGACGCUCCGAGUCGCCUGCCGGGGAAGAAAAUCGCGGCCGUGACCUUGUUAUCGUCCGUCCCCCGGAGGAAAAGCAGGUCCGUGUUGUAUCACCGCCACAUGAGAAGAAAGAGGAUAAGCCUCUCAAGGGCAUCCUCAAGCAGCCAAGCGCAAAGUUCCCGGAGGAGCCCAAUCCUAUUCGUGAAGGCGUAGCACCGCACAAGGAGGAUAAAAAGCUGAAAGAGGUCCCUUCGGGUGCUCGAUGGACCAAGAUCAACCGCAAGAUUGUCAACCCAGAGGCUCUGGAAAUCGGCAAGGAGAGAUUUGAAAUCCGCGACGAUUUUGUUAUUGUGCUUCGAGUCUUGAGCAAAGAGGAGAUUCAGACUUAUGCUAAUGCCACGCAAGUCCUGAGAGAGCGGCGACGAAACAAGGACUAUACCGGCGAAUAUGAAGACAGCGACCGUGAUCGAAGCGACCGUGAUCGAGACAAUCAUGGUCGAGAGUACGAUCGUGAGUAUGAUGAAAAAGAAUAUGAUAGAGACUACGGUCGAGAUUAUGACCGCGAUUACGAGCGUGAGUAUGAAGACGAUAGAGGGCGGCGAGGAAGCCAUCGCCAUCGCCGUCAUCGAGAUGAUGCGGAUGGCGCAGACCCUCGUGAGCGUGAUCAUGACCACGAUCGUGAGCGUGAUCAUGACCACGAUCGUGAGCGUGAGAGACGGCGUCGACACAGGCGCGACGAUGACGAAGAAUACGACUCCAGGUCAAGAGACGCAGAGCACCACCAUCACCACAGGUCUCACCGAGAGGUGUAA
This is a messenger RNA of Trichoderma asperellum CBS 433.97, 2781 nucleotides long. The record is from RefSeq and is a predicted model, not a curated record. NCBI's taxonomy places the organism in Eukaryota, Fungi, Ascomycota, Sordariomycetes, Hypocreales, Hypocreaceae.